AUGGUUUCCUGGAGCGAUUCUGGCAGUUCGUCCGACGCUGAGUCAGUCAGCAGUGAAGUGCAGCUACCUUCCACCAUCUUGUGUUUGGAAUGGAGCGGCCUGGCCACAGAUCUGAGUUCUAGAUGUGAGCAUGAAUGUGUGUGUGAGAAGCUGGUGGCAUUUGAAUCAUUCUUUAAAUUAAGUGAAUAUUGUGGAUUGUUGUUUGUAACUCUGAAUUUGUUGUUUCUAACAAAUUUUGCUCAAAAGAUACCUAAAUGCAGCUAUCUUGAGUGGGUUGACCCUGAGUGGCCUGCCCCUUUGAAGAUGAGCCUAGCUAGGAUCUGGGGCAUGUAUGAAGAUGAGAACAAGCUUAGGCUCCAGGACAAUGUAGUUAAUGCUUCAGAAAAUCUUAGGGUUGUGAGAGAGAAGGAAAAGAUGGAAAAAGACUUGAGGUUUUUUAAGGUUGAUUUUGCUCAAAUGGUGGCUGAGAAGGAGCAAGCUCUGGCCCAACUAGGCAACACACAACUUGCUAUGGCUGACAUGAAGGAAGAUCUUGAUAAGAAGAAGAUGUCUGACAAAUCAUUCACAAACAUUCAUCAAGUUGUGAGGGCCAAGGCAGAGAAAGAGAGGGACCUGAUGAAGCAGGAGAGGGACAGUAUCAUGGAAGAGAGGGACAGUCUGGUGCAAGAGAGGGACAACCUGGUGCUGGAGAGGAAUGUGCUAAAGCAAGAGAAGAAGAUGUUAGAGUACAUGAUUGGUGAUCUUUUCAAACAUAAGGAAGACACCAAGGGCAAGAUAAGGAAGCUGGAAGAGAUGCUUGAAGAAUUUGAGUGA
Molecule: messenger RNA, 813 nt
Organism: Aegilops tauschii subsp. strangulata
Lineage: Eukaryota; Viridiplantae; Streptophyta; Magnoliopsida; Poales; Poaceae
Source: RefSeq, a predicted model, not a curated record